This is a messenger RNA of Toxorhynchites rutilus septentrionalis, 533 nucleotides long. RefSeq names its product adult cuticle protein 1-like. Lineage: Eukaryota; Metazoa; Arthropoda; Insecta; Diptera; Culicidae. The coding region runs from base 52 to 483 and encodes 143 amino acids. The record is from RefSeq and is a predicted model, not a curated record. The transcript has 2 exons.
ACAACGUUCCACUCGCCAGUAGCGUAACUAGCAAACCUCAAUCGAACAAUCAUGAAGUGCAUCGUAGCUGUAGUCAUGGUGGCCCUCGCCGUUGUUGCUGAAGGGUCUUAUGUUCCAUCGAUCUAUGCUCAUCACGCCGCUCCAGUGGUAACUUAUGCUGCCCAUCAUCUGGUCAACCCAACCGUGGUUCAGUCCAAUGAUCAUCACAGCUGGGCACAUGCUGCCAUUGCCCACAACACUCUGGCCCAUCAUGCCCCAAUUACAGCUUACAACCAUUGGGAUGUCCACCACGUACCAGCUGCUGUGGCCGUCAAUAACCACUGGGAUAACCAUCAUCAUGUUGCUGCCUUGGCCGUUGCUCCCAUCCACCAUUCCGCUUCGUACGUCGCCGCGAACCGUGGUGCUGUCCAUAAGGCCCCUCUCGCUGGUCAUGCCGUCAACCAGAAGUCCCUGAAUCUGGCUCCAGCUCCAGGAACCUGGUAAAUCGAUGUGAUUGGAUUGUUUUAUCCACGUUGUACAUAUGGAACUUAAUA